UAACUCUUAUCCAUAUUGCUAAUUGGCAGGUUAGAGCUUCUCCUCGUCCAUGGCGUUCGCCAUAAUAAAUCUCAACGUAGACGUUGACAGUUGCCUGAGCGGGCUGUGGGCAUCGCUGGGACUGGGCAGGCCAAAAUCCGGCAUCAAGAAGUUGGAAAAGGAAAUGGCAAGAUUGAGAGGCAAAAGGGACGACAUCAAGAACCAGAUCGAUGAGGCGGAGCGUGAGGGGAGAAUUCCGACCAACGAAGUGAGCCAAUGGCUACUCGAGGUGGAGACAUUGGAAGGCAAAGUGGCUGCUAUCAAGCAGGAUUUCCAAAGUAUUGGUUGCUUCAGUUGCCAUUGCUUCAAUCAAACUGGCGGCAUGUUGAGUCAAGCACAGCAAGCAAGAGAACAGGUCUCUAUCAGAGAGUCAUUAAACUGCUGCUCCAUGAAUCGAAGAGUGGCGAAGAAGCUCGGCGAGGCUAAUGAAUUGAUGAGCCGAGCUGAUGCACUGGAUCCGAUUGCCACUGUUGGGCCUCCGGAACCCACCGUGAUACUUCCCAUCUCCCACCGUCCACCUGUUGGGAUCGAGUCUUAUGUGAAGGACAUUGUGGGCUACAUAGAUGGUGGAGACGACAGUGUUAUAGCCAUCUACGGAAUGGGUGGUGUCGGUAAGACCACCAUGUUGAAGAGCAUCCAUCAACACUAUCUUCUUAAGCAUAGCAUAUUUGAUCGUGUCAUAUGGCUUGUUGCCUCCAAAGACUGCCAAUUCAAAAGGCUCCAGAUGGAUAUUAGCAAGAGUCUAGGACUGAAGACAAUGCAGGAGAAUGACGACGAACGAACUUGUGGUGAUAAACUGUUUAGCUACUUGAAGAACAAAAAGUGCUUGUUGUUACUUGAUGACAUUUGGGAACACGUGAAUCUUCAACUGUUGGGGAUGGCACACUCAGCUACUGAGCGACGCCAGCAGCAGCAGCCGCGCAAAGUUGUGGUGUUCACGACCCGUAGCGAGACAAUAUGUGCACAAAUGAAAGCAGGAAAGAAGAUUAAAGUCAAAUGCCUGGAUACAAAUCAAGCAUGGCAACUAUUUGAGGAGAAUAGCUACGGGGAUGUUCUCUGCUCAGAUGGUGGAAUUAAUUUCAUUGCUCGUGAACUUGCUAAAGAAUGUGCAGGUCUUCCGCUCGCUCUUAUCACUGUUGCCCAGGCCAUGUCAGGGAAAAGGUCCUGGGAAGCUUGGAACGACGCUCUCCAUCAAAUAAGGGAUAAACACGAGUGGACAACCAUUGGGCUUCCAGAAGAUUCAGUGGUCAUGUAUAAAGCCUUCAAACUGAGCUAUGACAGUUUAGAGAAUGAUUCCAUAAGAGAAUGCCUCUUGUGUUGUGCUUUGUGGCCUGAAGAUUAUGGGAUCCACAAAUACUAUGAGUUGAUACCGUGUUGGAUUGGUUGCGGAAUAAUCCGUGAAUUUAAUGUGAUCAAUGAAGCUUUCGCCAAAGGACGUUCCCAUUUGGAAGCUCUCAUGGCUGCAUCUUUGCUAGAGCGCUCUAGUGAAAUAGGCAAUUUUUACUCAAGGCACUGUGUAACGAUGCACGACGUUAUCCGAGACAUGGCACUGCUGAUGGUCUCUGGGUUGGACUUGGAGGGGAUCAAAAGAAAAUGGAUUGUAAAAGCAGGAAUCGGGUUGAGUCAUUUGCUUAGACAGGAGGAAUGGCAAGAAGCAGAGCGAGCAUCAUUCAUGAGCAAUCAGAUUACAUCUUUACAAGAAUAUGGAGCUUCGACUUUUUCAAAACUUUCUAUGUUGUUUCUCCAUGCUAACUGUGGCCUGACAAUUCCUCCGGCUUUCUUCGCAAGCAUGCCUCAUUUAGAAUACUUGGAUCUCUCUAAUUGUCGUAUAACACAACUUCCGGAAGAUAUCGAUAGCUUAACUGAGCUUCAAUAUUUAAACUUGUCCUACAAUCCUAUUAUAAGACUGCCGACCAAAUUUGGUUGCCUCGGCAAAUUAGAGUACUUGCGUCUAAGGAAAACUAAAAUUGAAACUAUGCUAAAUGGGACGAUAUCCAAUUUAUCAAUGCUCAAGUGGCUGGACAUAAGAGAGAUUCAUCCUACACCUGAGUGGUGGUGGGAUGAGCUGAAAUGUUUCAAAGGACACCCCCAAUUAAGUGUGGCAAUUGACAUCGAUGCGACAACAGCUAACAUCGAGCGACUCAACAUAUUACCAAAUGUCUCCAUAUGGAACCUCACCAUAUAUGGAAAGGAUGCUUCUUCAAAGCUUCCAAGCCUAGAUCUCAGCACUCUUCUAUGGAGCUACAACGUCAGUGACAACCUUGAGUCUCUAACUAUUAUAAAUGUCGCAGUAGACAAACUGAUGUUGACUGUCGAUAUGGGUCACGAAUCAAGUUUCGGAUGUUUAAAGAUUCUCUAUUUGUUUGACCUACAACUAUUGGAAAAGAUUUCAUUGAAUGGAGUUGUGCUCCGCGAACUAUAUAUUUUUGGAUGCCCCAUGUUGAAGGAUGUUUCUUGGGUUCUCCAAUUGUCAUGCCUUAAUCAUCUAGAGAUAAAUAAUUGUCCAAAAAUGAAGGAACUAAUAAGUCAGGUAGGGAACUCCGACUCCAACUCCAUCUGUAGCUCUAGCAUCCAGCGGUUGGCUUUGAAUGACAUGCCGAACCUCAAUUGCAUCGCAGACCAACCACUUCUUUUUCCUUACUUAGAAUAUAUAAGUGUGCUGGAUUGUCCAAAGCUCAAAAAAUUGCCAUUUGGGGUUGAAAUAUUGAAGAAUAGAUUAAAAAGGAUUGACGGUGAAGAUAAUUGGUGGAACAAUUUGGAUUGGGAUGACCAGAUUAUCAAGAAUUCCCUCACCCCUUAUUUUAGGUUUCGCUAAUACGGAUUCACGAUCAAUUUUGAAAAGAAGCAUCAACCUUUUGGGCAAGGAGUCGGCAUUCACUAUUUUGAUCGUCAUGGAUGAUUAAAUUGUUGGAUUCUUUGACUGGCUCGGCAUGUAUCUAAAUUUAAUUGAUGACCCUAACUAGUUAAUCGGAGACCUCUUCAAUAUUUUACAAUUUGAUCAUGGAUAUUGUCUUCAUCAUGAACUAGCAUCAUUUGCCCAUA
Zingiber officinale is the source of this 3081-nucleotide messenger RNA. Its product is annotated as probable disease resistance protein At1g61300. The transcript is spliced from 3 exons. Gene Ontology annotation, molecular function: protein binding; ATP hydrolysis activity; ADP binding. The record is from RefSeq and is a predicted model, not a curated record. Lineage: Eukaryota; Viridiplantae; Streptophyta; Magnoliopsida; Zingiberales; Zingiberaceae. Bases 50 to 2854 code for a protein of 934 amino acids.